Molecule: messenger RNA, 4898 nt
Organism: Erpetoichthys calabaricus (reedfish)
Lineage: Eukaryota; Metazoa; Chordata; Cladistia; Polypteriformes; Polypteridae
Gene: fam114a1
Product: family with sequence similarity 114 member A1
Exons: 14
Coding region: 134-1783 (549 amino acids)
Source: RefSeq, a predicted model, not a curated record
GUCUUCUGCCUGUCGACGUGGCGACAGAGCGGGGGCGCGCAUCCUGGCGUCAAACGAGAAGCUCCUGAGGAACUGGAAACCUCUAGGAAAGUUGCGACUACUCCACAGUAAAAACUAACAGCUAUGAAUAAAAAUGUCACAGGCUGAGGCAGUUGACAGUGUUACUGCUGAACUGAGCAGUCAGCUGUCUCUCUCCCACACUGAGCAUGUGGCCACCAUGAAAGAUGAAGGCCAUCAUAAUGAAGCCUUAGAUGCAGAAAAUGUGCCCUCUGAGCUGGGACAAAAAGAAAGUACUUUUGUGGAGAAAUUGGAUGAAGGAGCACUGCCUACAAGCUCACAACUGCCAGAGAAUCAAGAGACAGAAUGUAGUGAAUUACUGAACCUUGAGGUCAAACUGUCUGAAUUAGAUACGGGAGAAAACAGAGAGAAUGAACAGAUACAAACUACUUUAACCUCAGGAAAAGGUUGGGGAUCCUGGGGAAAGUCUAUUUUGACAACAGCAACAUCCACCAUAGGGCAUGGAAUAACUGCUGUAAAAGAGAAAGCGGGGGCUACCCUCAGAAAACAGAACAUCUCUUCUUUAGCAGAGGAAAGUAAAGAGAAUGAAAUAAAUCAGACUGUAGAAUCAGAUGACUCUGGAGAUCAUAUGCCAAAAGAGCUUCCUGCCUCUUCCCCUUCAGCAGGAUCUCAUGGAAUGUUUUCAGCAAUUACAAGUGCGGGUAAGUCAGUGAUCUCUAGUGGUCUUGGCGCACUGGAGUUUAUUGGUAAGAAAACAAUGAAUGUUCUGGCUGAGAAUGACCCUGGCUUCAAAAAGACUAAAAUACUUAUGGAAAAAACUGCAACAUUAUCACAGAUGUUAAGGGAGGCAAAAGAAAAGGAGAAGGAAAGGAUUGCCAAUCAAGUUGUAAUGGAGAAAACAGCUCAUUUUGGAAUACUGUUUGAUGAAUAUCAGGGUCUUUCCCAUCUGGAGGCACUGGAGAUUCUGUCUAAUGAGAGUGAACUGAAGGUUCAGUCAUUUCUCAUGUCUUUGGAAGGAGAAACAUUAGAAGUCAUGAAAAGAGACUUGGUUGCAAUUAAGGAGAUUUUCCUGGUUGAGCAGUCUGAGAAAAGUGAAGAUGAAGAGAAGGAGCUAGAAGAGACUGGUAAUAUAAACAAAAAAGGGUGUGAUGGAGAGGAGUUUGUUAAUGUACUAACUGAACUGCUAUUUGAACUACAUGUUGCUGCUACUCCAGACAAAUUAAAUAAGGCUAGAAAGAGAGCUCAUGAUUGGGUAAAAGAAGUUUAUUCUUUAAGAAGUGAAUAUAAUGAAAAGCAAGUUGAGGAGAACAGUGAUCCCGUGUUUGAAGGAGAGAAAAAUGGGAAAGUUGAUCAGAAUAAUGCAAAAUCAGUGGAGGAUAUCUAUUUAUCAUCAAUUGAAAGUUUAGCUGAAGUAACAGCCCGCAGCAUUGAGCAGCUACAUAAAGUUGCAGAGUUGAUUCUUCAUGGACAAGACAUAGAGAAGCCUGCUCUUGAUCAAGCCCAAGUCCUUAACACGUUGACAGAAGCUAUGUGCAAAGAAGUUUCAUCCCUCAGAAAGAAGUUUAUAGAUGUUUUAACUUCAGCUGGGAGCAAAGAGAAGGCAGAGGUAUUAAAUCCAUGGAUUAAUGGAGUCAUGCUGGAGGGCUCAAACAGCAUCACAUAUAUACAGGAUGCCUUCCAGUUACUACUUCCAGUAUUGCAGAUUUCACAUAUACAGAUCACUAGUUUGCGGACAGACACUGUUAAGUACAGUGGAGGAAAUUGAGAUUGAGAUGUUUGGCAGCAAUGUCAUUGCAUCCACUUGAAAUACUGACAGAGGAAUUAUGCUGACAUUCAUUAAUGUCUAUUGUUUAGCAAUUAUAUAGUAAUUCUGCAAAUUUCAAGAGCAUAUUUAGCUUAUAUUGCUCUUUGAGCAUGCUAUAGUUCUACAGAUGUUAUAGAUUAUUGUUUUCAAUAUUGGAUAAGAACAUUGCAUUCAGAAUUAUAGGCCAUAAUUGCAGUUUUAUAUAAAGAAUAUAAACAUAUAGUAUGUACACACAAAAUAUUUGCACCAUGAGAAACAGUCAGGGCAAGGAAAGUAUCAGCUUGGAUAAAUAGCUGUGUUUUGUUAUCUGCGGCAUUACGGCCAACAAGGGAUUACUACCGUAUGCAUUUGAACAGUCUCGAUUUGAUGGAUGGAAGUACAGUAACUUAUUAUUUUUCACUUUCAUAAUGAACUGCUAUCUCAUUAUUGUAGUCAACUGAAUUUAGGAUAUUGCUUUACAGUGAAGCACACUUUGAUGUUAAACAUAUACAAUCUGAUGACUUAAAGCUAGAAUUACACAUUGAGUAUAAUGUUAUAAUUAAAUUAUUUGUCUUUGUAAAAAUGUGAUGGAGAAGAUAUUUAAUGAUCUGUCCUAUAUGACUUUGUCAGUAUUAUUUUGCCAUUUUGGUCAUGUGUGUAAGACUCACUGUUUUCAUUAAUAUAUCUAUUGAACAUAAAUUAACAAGAAGAUCACUGGAUAUAUACAUGCAGCAUCUUAGCAUGGCUACUAUUCAAGAAACAGCAGACAUUGUCUAAACAAAACAAAAAUAAAAAAAUACAAUGGUAAUGUGUUAGCGCAAUUGUUCUUCUGCAAUGUGUUAUUCUGAGAUAUAUUAUAGAGUAUGUAUGUAUUUAUUCCAUUUAAUUUUUGAUGAAUUGAAAAUGGUUAAAUAUAGUGUUCUCUAGAUACAUUGUAAAAAAUGUUUACUUUAAUUAAAAUAUGUUCUUCUUUAACUUGUUACUACAACUAGAUUAAUAGCAUAAAGCUUUUCAUCAUACUACACAUUGUGUUUUAAAGCAGAGCAUCUGAGUCUUAACUUUCAAUGUUGUGACCAAAAAUUGUAAUGUGUCUUGUUAUGAAUGAGCCUGGCAUUGUUAUAAAUUGAAUAACAGUUUGUAUCAGACUUAUUUCUGUGCCAUACAGGUUUAAACAAAUAGAACAAAUAGCUCAUAAUUUCUGCUUUGUGUGCUUUGGCAAAAAAAUAAAUAAAAGUGUGAUGUUGAGUACUGUACUUUACAAAACAAAGAAAGGUUGUACCAUAUUGCAGGGAAGGACUUACAUAAACAGUUCAUAGUGUAGUGCUAAAAAUGAUAACACUAAAUAAAUAAGAGGAAAAAAUAGGCAUUAGUCUUCUCAUUACAAAAUGACACUGUAAAAAGAUAGAAAAAGGAUUUUCUUAUAAAGUCACUAAUACAGUGCAUCCGGAAAGUAUUCACCGCGCAUCCACCUUUUGUUAUGUUACAGCCUUAUUCCAAAAUGGAUUAAAUUCAUUUUUUUCCUUAAAAUUCUACACACAACACCCCAUAAUGACAACGUGAAAAAAGUUUACUUGAGAUUUUUGCAAAUUUAUUAAAAAUAAAAAAACUGAGAAAUCACAUGUACAUAAGUAUUCACAGCCUUUGCUCAACACUUUGUCGAUGUACCUUUGGCAGCAAUUACAGCCUCAAGUCUUUUUGAAUAUGAUGCCACAAGCUUGGCACACCUAUCCUUGGCCAGUUUUGCCCAUUCCUCUUUGCAGCACCUCUCAAGCUCCAUCAGGUUGGAUGGGAAGUGUCGGUGCACAGCCAUUUUAAGAUCUCUCCAGAGAUGUUCAAUUGGAUUCAAGUCUGGGCUCUGGCUGGGCCACUCAAGGACAUUCACAGAGUUGUCCUGAAGCCACUCCUUUGAUAUCUUGGCUGUGUGCUUAGGGUCUUUGUCCUGCUGAAAGAUGAACCGUCACCCCAGUCUGAGGCCAAGAGCACUCUAGAGCAGGUUUUCAUCCAGGAUGUCUCUGUACAUUGCUGCAGUCAUAUUUCCCUUUAUCCUGACUAGUCUCCCAGUUCCUGCCGCUGAAAAACAUCCCCACAGCAUGAUGCUGCCACCACCAUGCUUCACUGUAGGGAUGGUGCCAGGUUUCCUCCAAACGUGACGCCUGGCAUUCACACCAAAGAGUUCAAUCUUUGUCUCAUCAGACCAGAGAAUUUUCUUUCUCAUGGUCUGAGAGUCCUUCAGGUGCCUUUUGGCAAACUGCAGGCAGGCUGCCAUGUGCCUUUUACUAAAGAGUGGCUUCCGUCUGGCCACUCUAACAUACAGGCCUGAUUGGUGGAUUGCUGCAGAGAUGGUUGUCCUUCUGGAAGGUUCUCCUCUCUCCACAGAGGACCUCUGGAGCUCUGACAGAGUGACCAUCGGGUUCUUGGUCACCUCCCUGACUAAGGCCUUUCUCCCCCGAUCGCUCAGUUUAGAUGGCCGGCCAGCUCUAGGAAGAGUCCUGGUGGUUUCGAACUUCUUCCACUUACGGAUGAUGGAGGCCACUGUGCUCAUUGAGACCUUCAAAGCAGCAGAAAUUUUUCUGUAACCUUCCCCAGAUUUGUGCCUUGAGACAAUCCUGUCUCGGAGGUCUACAGACAAUUCCUUUGACUUCAUGCUUGGUUUGUGCUCUGACAUGAACUGUCAACUGUGGGACCUUAUAUAGACAGGUGUGUGCCUUUCCAAAUCAUGUCCAAUCAACUGAAUUUACCACAGGUGGACUCCAAUUAAGUUGCAGAAACAUCUCAAGGAUGAUCAGGGGAAACAGGAUGCACCUGAGCUCAAUUUCGAGCUUCACAGCAAAAGCUGUGAAUACUUAUGUACAUGUGCUUUCUCAAUUUUUUUAUUUUUUAAUAAAUUUGCAAAAACCUCAAGUAAACAUUUUUCACGUUGUCAUUAUGGGGUGUUGUGUGUAGAAUUCUGAGGAAAAAAAUGAAUUUAAUCCAUUUUGGAAUAAGGCUGUAACAUAACAAAAUGUGGAAAAAGUGAUGCGCUGUGAAUACUUUCCGGAUGCACUGUAUAUAUGCCAAAUAAUCUGAAACAUUAAUAAAAUUAAUUUAGUGGGUUUUU